Messenger RNA from Maudiozyma barnettii, 1032 nucleotides. It is a transcript of the gene SWD3, whose product is annotated as Swd3p. The coding region runs from base 1 to 1032 and encodes 343 amino acids. Gene Ontology annotation, cellular component: Set1C/COMPASS complex. The record is from RefSeq and is a predicted model, not a curated record. Gene Ontology annotation, molecular function: histone binding. Lineage: Eukaryota; Fungi; Ascomycota; Saccharomycetes; Saccharomycetales; Saccharomycetaceae. The transcript has a single exon.
AUGUAUGAACACGUGUCAACACUGCACGAACCACACUCCGACAGGAAAUCCACCUAUUCCACAGUUAAAGUAUCUCCAAAUGGACAAUGCGUAGCCAUUCCUCAAGACACACACAUACUAAUAUACGAUAUCACGAACGACCACGCACCACCACCACCAGCGACUAGAAUAGUAACCAAUCACACGUUGCCAAUAUCCGACGUGUGCUGGUCACCUGACGGCGAGUGUAUAGCCACCGCAAGCGACGAUCACACCGUGGAGAUCGUGCACGUGACAAUGUAUGGCAUAUUACAUAUUUUAACGGGGCACACUGCUCCAGUGGUGACGUUGUGUUACAACAGCAAGGGCAACUUGCUGUUCACGGGCUCGAUGGAUGAAAGCGUGAAGACGUGGGAUGUCCUUAAUGGCAAGUGUCUGCGAACGAUAUCUGCGCACUCGGAUUCCGUCGUGAGCCUGACGUUGCCUCACUGUGAUGACUCGGUGAUGGCGUCCGGGUCGUACGAUGGGCUGGUGCGGAUAUUCGAUACGCAGACCGGGCAUUGUCUGUCGACGCUAACGUACGACAAGGACUGGAAGCAUAGUGGGCGGGUCGUGCCCAUCACGCAGUUGGAAUUCUCGUUGAAUGGGAAGUUCCUGUUGGUGAAGAGUCUUGACGGCGCUGUGAAGUUAUGGGACUGCAUACGUGGGGUGGUGGUGAGAACGUUUGUCAAUAGGCAGGAUGAUAAUAAUAGUAACGAUGCUACGAAUGAAUGGCGAGGGAAGUUCAGUGGUGGCAUGGCCAUAGGCUAUAUCGAUCCACCAGAGACCCAUAGUAACGGGAUAGUAAUUAGUGGAGACUCCAAUGGCUAUAUCAGCUGUUGGGACACGCACACCAAACGAUUGUUGCAAAAGAUGGACACGGAACAGCGGAACCCGAUUAUGGACAUGUGCACGGUGAGAAACAAGCUAGCCGUUAUCACGCGCGACGGCCGCUGCGACAUUUAUAAAUGGGGGGCAGAACAGAAGUGCGAUGAACCCUCGAAGAACAUAUAA